CGCAUUUAGCUAACCUUAGCUGCAUGACAUUGGAAAGUAGACUCCGAGGUAGCAAGCUAGUUGUUAACAAUCCAGCUAUCCAAUCCUCUUGCUAACUGCCUAGCCAGCACCAGCCACAGUCACAGUAGCCACAAACAUUAGUUUAGCUCACACUCCGGGCAACCUGAAAGCAGCUUCCCAUCCCAAUGCUGAAUUUCGAGAGAAGCUGUUAUCUAGCGGUCUGUCCGUGAUGUUCGCCUGCUAAUGACCCUGGCUAAUAACUUUACUGAGAGUGGCUAACGGUGGAUGUUACCACAACGUAUCGAUAACUUGCUCGCUAACAGCUGCAACUAACUUCACUAGCUAGACUACAGUAGACUAAUUAUGGUAAACGUUAUCUCACUGCUAGCUUUUAAUACAGUUCCUAACUUACAGUAAUUAUAAGUAACGCGAUCUUAUUGCGAGCUUUUCAUACUCUCUAAUUUACUGUAAUUAUUAGCUAGAGCUAUUAUAAUUAUUGUUAGCUAUGAAAUAAUCCUGUCCCAACUUUAUACUGGAGUUUAAUGUGGUUAAGAUAGCUGCGUAUUAAUAACGACUCAAUUUUUAGUUUUUGCAAAAUGUUUCUGAUGUAUAUAUAUUCUUUCCAGUAAAUUGCUUGAAGUAAAGUUAAGGUGCAUGUCUGGCUAGCUGGCGGUACCAAACGCUAUAUCUGUGUUGAUAAGACAAAUGGCAAGUGUAAUUUCCUCUGUUCCACUGUCGCACAAUAUUAUCCAUCUAAAAACGCUGUGUAGUGAUUAAGUCGGCUACAGUAACAUUAUUUCUCCCAAAUUUUUUUCUUCGCUAUUUGAACAAAGCUGCUUACCAUCCUAACUUUUACUAAAGUUAACGUUAACCAGGCACCUGAUUUAGCUAUUUUUGUAAUCCGCUAGCUGCUUGCUACCACUAAAUGGCUACUUAAAAUGCCCAAGAUUGAUUUAUUUAUCCAGCGAUAUUUGAUUAAACAUGAUGAUAGUCCACAGUGUGUAAAUCUUAAAGUUUAAGCUCAGUGCAUAUCAUUUCCCUGUCUUGCACAGCAGGCUGAGGAAAUGAUAUGAACUGUCUGUAUGUAACGUUACACGCGAGCAGUCAGAAAGUGACACUGUGACACAGGGUCUAAACUGUUGGAAGGAUUCGGCCUGCAUAUUCAACAUUCUUUUUUGUGUAUUCUGCCCACAGUCUAGGUCAAUACCGCUAUUUAAGUUAACUUUAGCUGUAUGCACUGUGCAUGUAGAAAUGGGAGGCCAGAAAUGGCUGUUAAACGAAGGUGGGGUUAUGUUUUCAGUGGUGUGAGGAUGAACUUUGCACGACAAAAGGCUGAUGUUCAUGGCAGUUUGUGAACUUUUCAAGCCUUUCAAACCCGUUUUGCAAGAAGAAUAUCAAUAUUUUGCAAUGUAUUGUAACUCGACUUUCUGCACAAUAUGUUAGCCGUACAGCUAAUUAUCCACACACCUGGUCAGCUGUAUGUCCAGUGUAAUAGUGUCCACCUUCAAAGUUUUGCAGAUGAUUCGGCGUCAGGAUUAAAUUUAUUGGAGGGAAUGGUUGUGACCUAUUCCUGACCUUCAGAAUGCCAGAAAUGACAUGGCCCCAAAUCACCUUAAGGUGGAGAGAAUUCACAAACUGUAUUUUUAAAAUGGUGUGAGAUAAGGCUUGGGCUAUCAGUCUAUGAAGUAUGAACACGCUGUCAUAACGUCACAUUUUACUCUAAGUAUUCUGUAAGAUCGGAACAGCAGUGUUUCAGUGACUGAAAUAUGAUAUAAACAUUUGCUGUGUAUACCAUAACACUUUCACAGUACUGUGUUUUGCAGUGGCCUUAAAUUGAGCUAGAAUGAAUCCUGCCAAUGUGGUGUGUGUUGCCCUGGUAUUUAAUUUCAUUGUGCCCCAGUAACCAGGUAACACAGAUUUAGUCUCCAGCAGUUUGUGGAUUGGAGGAAAUAGCCUACAAGAAUUUACUUUGUCUAACCUCACACACAGGCUUUGGUUUGCUGAAGAUCUGUAUCGGUUCAAACCACUGUCAUUUUGUAAUGUAAUGUAAUGUAAAACCACUGUCAUUUUGGUUGCUUUCACUGGUGUCAUUUUUCAUGUUGCUGAAUACAACUUAUCGGAACUCAUGUAAGUCAUUUUCAGCAACUGUUCUCUCAGGAUUUUUUGCCAACCGUUAAAUUGUCUGUUGUCUUUCCUUAUCCUGAUGAGGUUGCAAGAUUCAUUUUAGUGUGAAGUUAAUCCUUUAAUUUUUCAAAGACCAAUAAAGUUUUGAAGAACACUCUUGGCUUUCGUAGCAGCGUGAGUUAACGCGGCCUGUUUUGUGCCUGCUCUGGAGACGGUGGCUGCGAGGCGCCGGGUGACCCUUCCACCAUGACGGAGCCGGGGGGCAAGUGGUCCUGCGAGUACUGCACGUACGAGAACUGGCCGUCCGCCAUCAAGUGCACCAUGUGCCGGGCUCCCAAACCCGGCCCGGCCAUCAUCACCGAGGAGCCCUUCAAGAGCGUCACGGGCCUGGACACCUGCCGCGAGUGGGACCCCUCCAGCCCAGAGGGGGGCAGCACCCUGCUCAUCUGCCCGGACUCCAGCGCCCGGCCCCGCGUCCGGACGUCCGGCACGGGCGAGGUCAGCAGCAAGUGGUCCUGCCACAUGUGCACCUACCUGAACUGGCCCCGGGCCAUCCGCUGCACCCAGUGCCUGUGCCAGCGACAGCGCGCCCGCAGCCCCACCGACUCCGCCCCCCAGACCUCGGGCUCCGCCCCUCAGCGGCCGGCCCCGCCCUCCCCGGACCCCUGCGAGGAGUACAACGACCGGAACCGGCUCAACGCGCGGCCCGCGCUGCACUGGACCUGCGGGACGUGCACGUACCAGAACUGGCCCAAGACCCAGAGGUGUGUGGUGUGCGACCGGCCCAAACCCUGCGGGCCGGAGCCCGUGGAGCUGGGCGAGGCGGAGAACGAGCAGGACCGCGCCCCCCGGCGCGGCGGCGGCUGCAGCGGGGGCCAGAGGCGCUCGCCCCCCGCCUCCGCCAGGGAGGGGGAGCUCAAGAUGGACUUCCAGAGGAUCGAGCUGGCGGACGGGGCGGUGGGCUCCAGGGAGGAGCUGGAGGUGGACUUUAAAAAGCUAAAGCAGAUUAAGAACAGAAUGAGGAAAACGGACUGGUUGUUUCUCAAUGCUUGUGCAGGUGUGGUGGAGGGUGACCUGGCCGCCGUGGAAACGUACAAGUCAUCGGGGGGCGACAUUGCACGGCAGCUGACGGCGGACGAGGUGCGUCUGUUAAACCGGCCCUCGGCCUUCGACGAUGGCUUCACCCUGGUGCACCUGGCCAUCCGCUUCCAAAGGCAGGAUAUGCUGGCUGUGCUCCUCACCGAGGUGUCCCAGCAGGCGGCCAAGUGCAUCCCGGCCAUGGUGUGCCCCGAGCUGACGGAGCAGAUCCGCAGGGAGGUGGCCGCCUCCCUGCACCAGCGAAAGGGCGACCUCGCCUGCUACUUCCUCACCGACCUCGUCACUUUCACCCUGCCCGCAGAUAUUGAAGACCUUCCCCCUGCAGUUCAGGAGAAACUCUUCGAUGAAGUGCUGGAUCGGGACGUACAGAAAGAGCUGGAGGAGGAGUCGCCCAUCAUUAACUGGUCCCUGGAGCUGUGCACGCGGUUGGACAGCCGGCUGUACGCGCUGUGGAACCGCACCGCCGGGGACUGCCUGCUGGACUCGGUGCUGCAGGCCACCUGGGGCAUCUACGACAAGGACUCUGUCCUGCGCAAGACCCUGCACGACAGCCUGCACGACUGCUCGCACUGGUUCUACAUGCGGUGGAAGGAGUGGGAGUCGUGGUACUCGCAGAGUUUCGGCCUGCACUUCUCUCUGCGGGAGGAGCAGUGGAAGGAGGACUGGGCCUUCAUCCUGUCCCUGGCCAGUCAGCCAGGAGCCAGUCUGGAACAGACUCAUAUUUUUGUUCUUGCACAUAUUCUUCGUAGACCAAUCAUAGUUUACGGAGUGAAGUAUUACAAGAGUUUCCGUGGCGAAACACUAGGGUACACUCGUUUUCAAGGCGUGUACCUGCCGUUGCUGUGGGAACGGAGCUUCUGCUGGAAGAGCCCUAUCGCUCUUGGCUACACAAGGGGCCACUUCUCCGCCCUGGUUGCCAUGGAGAACGAAGGCUACGACAAUCGAGGCGCCGGCGCCAACCUCAACACUGACGAUGAUGUCACAGUCACCUUCCUCCCACUGGUGGACAGCGAGAGGAAGUUAUUACACAUACACUUCCUGUCUGCACAAGAGCUGGGGAACGAGGAGCAGCAGGAGAAGCUGCUGCGUGAUUGGCUGGACUGCUGCGUGACGGACGGCGGGGUGCUGGUGGCCCUGCAGAAGAGCUGCCGCCGGAGGAACCACCCCCUGGUCACCCAGAUGGUGGAGAAGUGGCUGGACGGCUACCGGCAGAUCCGGCCCUGCCCCACGCUCUCCGACGGCGAGGAAGACGAGGACGACGACGAUGAGUGAAGGGGAAGGUAUCCACGAGUGUGUAUCCCCCCCCCCCAGCUGGACAAAACAGAGAUGCACAGUGGGGUGAAAAAAUGGUCAUCGUUCGCCAUCUUACAGAAGUACUCAGAAAGGAAACUGUACAAAAAUCCACGCAAACCUUUAAAUAAGAGGACAAACUUAAGACUGAGGGAACUAUGUUUCUGCAAAACAGAAUUUGAAAUUAAGGAUUCUGAUUUCACAGAAAUCACGGUUCAUCUUUAAAAUAAAAUCCCUCUCCCCUCCCCGUAUAUAAACCCUUAUCCAUUAAUAUAAUGCAUGCGGUUAUUAAAGAACUUGCAUAAUAGGAAAAUACCAGCAUCAGAAGGAACAUGGAAUCUUUGUAUUAGUUCAUUGUGGGCACUUAAAAAAAAGCACAUUUUUUUUCUCAAAUAACGUUCUUUAGAUUUUGGAAAUUGUUUUCCGUUUUAAGUUGACGAUUCAACUGACUCACUUUUUUUGGGGGGGUAAAAUCCAGCGUGGCAUCCCUGCAUAUCCCUGCUCUAGUCCACUGUCCCACGAGGAUAUUGUAUAGUAUGGACACUUAAUACUCGUACUGCACAUUUAUUAAAGAGGAUUUCUAUAAAUUAUACAACUUGCUGAAUCAAAAGGACAUUUAUGAAGUUAAGAGGAGGAAUACCCCAUUUCAGCAUAAAGAUCAUAUUAGAGAUCACCGUCGUUCGAUUCUUUCUUCUGCCCACCUUGGAAGUCCUUUUUAUUCUGAUUAUGAAUUCCAUGAGGAGGUACUCUUUUGGUCCUCUGUGUUUGGUCACCCCCAAUUUUAUGUUGGUUUAACUGUUAACCCAGAUCUUGAAAUUUAUGUUUCACACAAAAAAUAUAUAAUUCUUGCUGUGACGAAAACAAAUCUGUACAAGUUUACUUGCGUUUUGUGUGAUUGAGUACCUCAUUUUGAUGUUACAACUUUUGGUGCUUACUUUGGGCUGGGGGUGGGGCGGAGAGAAGAGUCGCCUGACACAUUCUCCAUUCAAAACAUUAAUUAACAUUAAAUUAUAAUCACUUCGUG
Messenger RNA from Anguilla rostrata (American eel), 5536 nucleotides. RefSeq names its product ubiquitin thioesterase ZRANB1-like. The transcript has 10 exons. Bases 2371 to 4494 code for a protein of 707 amino acids. NCBI's taxonomy places the organism in Eukaryota, Metazoa, Chordata, Actinopteri, Anguilliformes, Anguillidae. Gene Ontology annotation, biological process: protein K33-linked deubiquitination; cell migration; positive regulation of Wnt signaling pathway. The record is from RefSeq and is a predicted model, not a curated record. Gene Ontology annotation, cellular component: cytoplasm; nucleus. Gene Ontology annotation, molecular function: cysteine-type deubiquitinase activity; K63-linked polyubiquitin modification-dependent protein binding.